This is a messenger RNA of Mangifera indica (mango), 1760 nucleotides long. Its product is annotated as UDP-glycosyltransferase 73C5-like. The coding region runs from base 168 to 1631 and encodes 487 amino acids. Gene Ontology annotation, molecular function: UDP-glycosyltransferase activity. The record is from RefSeq and is a predicted model, not a curated record. The transcript has a single exon. NCBI's taxonomy places the organism in Eukaryota, Viridiplantae, Streptophyta, Magnoliopsida, Sapindales, Anacardiaceae.
GUACCAAUAAUUAAAUUGCCCAACUUGCUGCGAUUAACAAACAGAAGUUAACUUUAAAAAAGAAAGGCUAGAGAUAAGCUUGCAAGCCUAUAGAAUACAACAAGAAAUCGUUAAAUCCCCAUUAUUUAAGAUGCUCAUCCGCUGCCACUCUGCAAAGCUCUCCUCCAAUGGCUACCCAAACUCACGGCCAGCUUCGCUUCCUUCUUGUUCCUCUGAUGUCCCAGAGUCAUCUCAUCCCCUUCACAGACAUGGCUAAGCUCCUUGCCCACCACGGCAUGGCCGUUUCAAUUAUCAUCACACCUCUCAACGCAAUCCGAUUCAAUGAAAUUAUAGAUUAUGCUAAACAGUUGAACCUCAGCAUCCAAUUCAUCUCCCUCAAGUUCCCUGGUGCAGAAGUCGGACUGCCCGAGGGAUGUGAGAACAUGGAUUCCCUCCCUUCUCCAAGCUUAGCCCCAAAAUUCUUUGAUGCAAGUAAUAUGUUACAAAAACAGCUAGAAAAUUUGCUUGCAGAGUCAGAAAUAAAGCCUGAUUGUAUCGUUUCUGAUCUUUGUCUCCCUUGGACUUCAAAUAUCUCGAUUAAGUUUAACAUUCCAAGGCUCAUCUUUCACACAGUUUCAUGUUUUUGUCUCUUGUGCUGUCACAACAUUGAACGCCAUAAAGUUAUGCAGAGUAUCACAUCUUCAUCGGAGCCAUUUUUGAUUCCUGAUAUCCCUGAUAAGAUUGAGUUUACGGAACCCCAACUGCCUAUGACAAGAUCAGACCUUUCAGAUGGUUUUCGAGCCCGCAUGACGACGUUUAGAGAAGCUGAAGAUUCGGCAGAAGGGAUUUUGGUGAAUACUUUUGAAGAGUUGGAACCCAGAUAUGUUGAAGAAUACAAUAAAGUGAAGAGAAUUUGGUGCAUGGGUCCACUUUUCUUUGCCAGCGAUACGUUUGCGGGAGAAAAUUAUAACAAGGCCCCCAUUGACCACGAGGCCUUGCAGUGGCUUGAUUCGAAGCCGCCAAGCACCGUAAUUUACGUUUGCUUUGGUAGCCUUUCACGCUUGAAAUCUCAACAAUUGAUGGAGAUUGGACUGGGAUUAGAAGCCUCAAAUCAUUCAUUCAUCUGGGUUAUCCGAAACGGAGAUCAAUUAACGGAACUGGAGAAAUGGUUUGAAGAAUACAAGUUUGAAGAGAAGAUUACAGGGCGAGGUUUGAUUAUUAAAGGCUGGGCGCCUCAAGUUUCGAUACUGUCACAUUCAGCUACCGGGGGGUUCUUGACGCAUUGUGGGUGGAACUCAACGCUGGAAGGCGUGACUGCGGGGAAGCCGAUGGGGACUUGGCCGAUGUUUGCGGAGCAAUUUUACAACGAGAAAUUGUUGGUGGAGGUUCUGAAGAUUGGAGUGAGAGUUGGGGUUGAGACGUCUGUGCCGUGGGCGGAGAAACAAAAGAUUGAAGCUUUGGUGGAGAAGGGAAAGAUUAAGAAGGCGGUGGAGAUGGUUAUGGAGGAAGGAGGUGAAGGAGAAGAGAGAAGAAGAAGAGCCAGAGAGAUUGGAGAAUCGGCCAAGAAAGCUCUCAAAGAAGGUGGGUCUUCCUACUUGAGCACGACGUCUUUGAUUCAACACAUCAUGAAAUUACAAAUCAGUCGUCAAUGAUGAAACCCAUUAAGUUUCAAUAUUUAUUUUUUUAAUAACAAGCAAAGGCUAAAGUUAAAGGUGCCUUUAAAGUUUACAAUUUAGAUUUGGCCAAAGGACUAUUUCCCAUCCAAAAUAUACUGUUAUUUC